GUUUUGGGUUAUUGUUUACACGACGCCCGCCGCAUAGCCAUCAUCGUUAUCGCGCAUCGCUUGAUUCGUUGCAUUCACGAAACACAAUUCUUACUUUCGGGCGAGCUAAAACAGACAAAUAAUACCGACGAGAACGCGGGGCAUACAAAAAGGCAUCGGCUAAGUACAUGAAUACACACAUGGCGGCUGUUUUAAGAUCUCACUAAGAGGCGAUUAUAUUUAGAGCAAAUACUUGUACGACAAUUCUCCAAAUGCGACAAUAAAGACAUGCAUACAUACAUACCUACAGUAUGUGCAAUAUAACAAGACGAUGCGUUGAGUGAUCAUACCUAAUACCUAUAAGAACAGUCAAAGCAAUUACUCGAUGACACGAUCGGCCCGACAAGCAAUCAAAUUGAGCGGGAGCAGGUCAGACGGCGCAUAGCGUAACGUGCAUAUCACCGCAAAGUUCAAAAGCAAAACAACGCGUGAUCCGAACGACACCGUGCGGAUCACCAAACACGAUCAUUGUGAACGAAAUAUACAAGUGCUGAAGAGAUUAAUUUAUAAUAAAAGUAUAGUCGUAAAUGUAGGUGUUUAGAACAUAAAAGCGGUGGAAAAGUUUGAAGUGUGUAAUAAAAAGGAAAUAAUUCCGAAUCACACAGUGCCAGUAAAGAAACUUAAUUCUUAAAGAAAGCAUUAACUGUAUAAAUAGCGAAUUAAUUAGAAACAUAUUGUAUAUACAACAUAUUCUUGAAGAGUGAAAAGUGAAAAGUAAAAAUAAAAAGUUAAAAUAUGACGAGCUACGACAGUGUCGACAAGGCGGCAAAAUCACAAAUGUUGCCACAGGAUGCCACACAAAUCAUAAUGGAAUCGGCGAAACCCUUCACCAGCGAUGCACUGCGGCGCAGUUCAACACCACACACGGUGGGUGGUAAAGUGCAGAAGGCGCUACGCAGUCGCCUGGAAAUACUCAAUUGGAUUGGCGAUUAUAACACGGAAUGGGCAAUGAGCGAUUUAAUAGCCGGCAUUACCCUCGGUCUUACCAUAAUUCCUGAGAGUAUUGCUUGCGCCCUGCUAGCCGGUCUACCAGCACGUUAUGGUCUUUGUUCGGCCUUUCUGGGCUCCUUCGUCUAUCUGAUAUUCGGUUCCAUAAAUAAAGUGAUCAUUGGUCCUACCAGUCUGGUGGCACUAGUCAGUUUGCAAUUCACUGUCGGCAAGCCAAUUGAGUUUGCUAUAUUGCUCACCUUCCUCACCGGCGUUGUGGAGCUGAUAAUGGGUUCGUUGCGCGUGGGCGUAAUUUUCGAAUUCCUCUCAGUGCCCAUCAUUAAGGCUUUCUCCUCAGCCACAGCUAUUCUCGUCAUCGAAUCACAGAUCAAGGUUAUGCUGGGAAUCAAAUAUCUGGUUUCGGGUUUCAUUGGGUCUGUAGCUACGCUUUUGCCCAGGCUACCAGAAACCAAUGUUGGCGACCUUGUAAUGGGCCUCUUUGCUGUUUGUUUUCUAUUCGCCGUUGCGCAAAUGGAAAAAUUGGCAGAUAAUCCAAAGAUGAACCCGAAAUUAAGCUCCGUUCUGCGUUAUUUAUCGUUCUCCCGCAAUACUUUGGUAGUUAUAAUCACCGGCACCGUGUCAUACAUUUGGAUUAGCGAGAAAAACGCUGUACCUUAUGCCCUAUCAGCCAAUGCUCUUUCUGGACUACCCAACUUUACGAUUCCGGAAUUUUCGGUGAAAACACCUGAGAAAACAUAUACUUUUGUCGAUAUGUUAGCCGAAUUGAAUGUGGGCAUUAUUGUUAUACCCAUCGUUGGCAUACUCACGAAUAUCUCAAUUGGUAAACUGACGCCUAAAGGUAUGGUCGAUGCUAACAAAGAAUUAAUUACUGUUGGUUUGUGUAAUCUUGCGGGUUCCUGCGUACAAUCUAUGCCAGUUUCAGGCGCUUUCUCGCGCUAUGCCAUCAGUAAUGGUUGUGGUCUCAAAACGCCAAUGGCCAACUUGUAUUUAGGCGCUAUUGUAUUGCUGGCGCUUGGCUUUCUCAGUCCCUAUUUCAAUUACAUACCCGAAUCAACGCUUGCCGCCAUUUUAAUGUGUUCCAUUGUCACACUUUUGGACUUGAAGCUGCCCUGCCGCUUGUGGCGUGAUGCUAAGCGCGAUUUCUGCGUUUGGGUAUUAUGUUUCACAGUGUGCAUACUGUGCGGUGUAGAAGUGGGACUCUUGGUCAGUAUUAUAGUCACGGUGCUGCAUUUACUAUUCAUGUGGGCGCAUCCACAAAUCUCGGUGAAAAUUGCAGAGGUGAAUGAGUUGCAGUACAUACGCAUUACGCCCAUUGGCGUCAUCUAUUUCCCCGCCAUCAAUCAUUUGCGCGCCAAAGUGAUGAAAGCUUGCGAACGCGUCCAAUUCAGUUUGCCGGUCGUCAUGGAUUGCCACAAGAUCAGCGGCAUUGACUUCACCGCAGCGCAGGGUAUCUCGAAGCUGCCCGACGAUCUGUCACAAUCGGAAACGGGCGAUGGCCCACUGUUGCUCAUACACCGACUCGGUGCGGAUAAACAGAAACUAAUUCAAACUUCCGCCAAGCUGAUAUUCUGUGACGAUGACGAGCGAUUGUGCGAAAGCAUCACUCAGGAAUCGCUAAAGAAUGACAAUGCGGUGUUAAAAGAACAAGAGAAAUCUAUUAAUGGCGUGCUAAGUGAGACCCAUUUAGAUUUUCAUUAUUAAAGCGAAGACUAACAAGAAGUCGGGCACACAAAGUGACGCAUGCAAGUGGGUCUAUGUGAUAACUAGUGAAAAUUAGGGAAAAAAAAGCAACGAAAGUAAAUAAUAAUAAAUGGGACAAAUGCAAAACUUGCAAGCCUAGCUGCAUUUUGAUGUAACACAUCGUGAAUGGUUGUAUAAUAUUUAUGUCAUAGCUAGUUGCUAAGUGUUAGCUAGUGGAUAUAUAAUAUAUUCUAUAUGCCAUUGUUGUUGUCGCCAGCGCUAAGCCAGACCAGAGAGUAUUGGAAUGUUUAUGUGCAAAAAAGGCACAAAUGUUCAUUUAGUUGUAAUUUCUGUUUAACAAUAACAAUAGCAAAAUAUUAAUGUAAUACUAUAUGUAUAUAUAUAUGUAAAUAUAGUAUGUACACAAUUGUUAUAAGAAUAUAAAUCUACUUUGUUUGUUCAACAUUCAACAUGGAAGUGACAAUAGUUGCAUUUUGCCUCAAUUAUUUUAUUAACAAUAAUUAUUGAUAUGCGAAGUUGAAAAGCAAAUAUUUGCAAUCGUUAAAGUCGCAACAAAAUCGCUGGCAAAUAUUGAGCUAGUUGAGGAAAAUUCCUAAUAUUGAUAGCAAGCGAAUAAGGUAGAGUCAAGUGCGAAUGGACACUAGAGGAUUCCCAGUGAGACGUGGCAAAAGUGGUUUUCACGAUUUAAAAGUGGUGAUUUUAGCUUCGAAGGCGUAGAACGUUCUGGGCGGCGUAAAAAUGUUGAAGAGAGAGAGGAACCGGAAGCAUUAUUCGAUGAAGCUUGUUGCCAAAUACAAAAAGAGCUCAAAGAAUUUUUGGGAGCAAUCAAGCCGGCAUUUCAAAAUGUUUAAAAGUGGACGGAUACGUUCAAAAGCAAGAAAAAUGGGUGAGAUAUAAAUUGAAGCCAAAAGAUGCUGAAAGAAGAGUUGGCAUGUCCGAAAUGCUGCAUGAACGCUACAAAAAGUAGAGAAGGAGUUUUUUGCAUCAGAUUGUGAAUAGUGUUGAAAAAUGGAUCCACUACGUCACCCCGAAUGCAAAAAAGCAUAUGUGAAACUUGGCCAAGCAACAAAACCAAUGGCAAAGCCUAAUACUCAUGAUGUCACGAUAAUGCUUUGUAUUUGUUGGGGUCAGACAGGGUGAAACUAUUUAUCGCGAAAGCUAACGGCAACAACUAAUCAAAUUGAUUGAUGUGCCUGUUUGCCGAAAAAUGCCUGGAACUUGAGACAAAAUACGAGGCAAUAAUUUUCCAUCAAGACAACGCUGGGCCACAUGUAGCAAGGCAGUUUAGAAACUCUUUGGCAAACAGCGGCUGGGAAGUUUUACCUCACAAAAAUUAUAGUACACCACUUGCUUCUUCUGUCUACAAUUUUUUCCAGUUUAUGCAGAACAUUCACACUGGAAUACGGUUUACAUCAGAACAGAGUAUGAAAAAUUGGUCUGAUGCAUAUUUGGACGGCUCAGUUCUUUUAGGAUAGAAUCCACAAACUACCAGAAAGAUCGGAAAAUGUUUAAGCUUCAGCUAGACAAUACUUUGAAUUAUAUUAGUGUACACGUUAUUCUUAAAUCAACGUUCAAAUUUUGAAAAAAAACCACAAAUAUAGUUAUAGACCCAUCGCCAUCUAUCGGAAACUGUGGUACACAUCCGGAUUGUAGUACACAGCCGGAAAAGUUUAGAUCUUUAUAACGACUUUUUUGAGUAAAAAUAAGGCCUUAUUCUUCGACAUAAUCUCCGUUUACUGAUGGAGGAAAUAGUCGCUGGAACGCUGAAUCUAAUUUCUUCAAUUUUACGGUCGUACGAGGGCUGCUAUAUAUAUUUCUGACAUUUCCAUUGGAUGAAUAUUAUUAUGAGAUGAAUGAACCGUAUCGAAGUUCAAAAGACGUGUAGCUGAAGUAGCGUCAUUCUGAGACCUAUAACUCGAAAAUUAUUAAAUAAGAGGUCAGGAAUUUUGGAGAGUAUUCUAGUUAAUAUUGGCUAACUUAGCCAUAAAAGCCAAUUCUUUUUGACGCGAUCUCGGGGUCAAGCCGGAGGCUUUCUAUUAAGUAUUCACUGUCUGAAUAUUUACAAUAAUGUUGCUGAAGAUAUGAAUUAAAUCAAGUGAUAAAUAUGGUUUUUAUAAAUACAAGUAUAUAAAACUUAGCGCCAUCUAUCGAAUAAUUUUUU
This is a messenger RNA of Bactrocera oleae (olive fruit fly), 4849 nucleotides long. RefSeq names its product sodium-independent sulfate anion transporter. Gene Ontology annotation, biological process: transmembrane transport. NCBI's taxonomy places the organism in Eukaryota, Metazoa, Arthropoda, Insecta, Diptera, Tephritidae. Gene Ontology annotation, molecular function: sulfate transmembrane transporter activity. Gene Ontology annotation, cellular component: plasma membrane. The record is from RefSeq and is a predicted model, not a curated record.